Messenger RNA from Bombina bombina (fire-bellied toad), 905 nucleotides. RefSeq names its product thioredoxin like 4A (gene TXNL4A). The transcript is spliced from 4 exons. The coding region runs from base 190 to 618 and encodes 142 amino acids. Gene Ontology annotation, cellular component: spliceosomal complex; U5 snRNP; U4/U6 x U5 tri-snRNP complex. NCBI's taxonomy places the organism in Eukaryota, Metazoa, Chordata, Amphibia, Anura, Bombinatoridae. Gene Ontology annotation, biological process: mRNA splicing, via spliceosome. The record is from RefSeq and is a predicted model, not a curated record.
UCUGCAGCUAGACCUUUCUCGAAGCGCUCUGUUUUCUGGACGUUUCCAGCAGAUUAUUGUGUUGCUGUCUCUUUUCCUCCUAUUACUCUGUAGUUUAGUACCGGGGCAGUACUCGCCGCAAAGAGGAGAUUUGGGACUGCGACUACUCUGUAACUUUGCGAGGAAGUUUUCUAAAAAACAUUUGCGAAAAUGUCGUACAUGCUUCCGCAUUUGCACAAUGGCUGGCAAGUUGACCAAGCUAUCCUGUCUGAGGAAGACCGUGUCUUGGUUAUCCGCUUUGGACAUGACUGGGAUCCAACUUGUAUGAAGAUGGAUGAAGUUUUGUACUGUAUCGCUGAGAAGGUAAAGAACUUUGCUGUUAUUUAUCUAGUGGAUAUCACAGAAGUCCCAGAUUUCAACAAGAUGUAUGAGUUGUAUGAUCCAUGUACAGUCAUGUUCUUUUUCAGGAACAAGCACAUUAUGAUUGAUUUAGGAACCGGUAACAAUAACAAGAUAAACUGGACUAUGGAAGACAAGCAAGAAAUGAUUGACAUAGUAGAAACCGUUUACAGGGGAGCUAGAAAAGGCAGAGGUCUAGUGGUAUCUCCAAAAGACUAUUCCACAAAAUACAGAUACUGAUAUUACCAUGAUUUUACUAAGAUCUGUUUUAUAUUUCCAUCACUUCACUUUUUUUUUUUUUCACAUCCAAUUGUUAAAGGUACAAGCACAUUUUAUACGGAUACCAUCUGGAGCUCUGUAUCAUGUUAUAAGCUUUUCAAGCUUUCUGAUCUGUUAUGAUUUGAUGGAAAAGAACUUAAGCCUUAUACUCUUUAUUUAUGUUAGAACAUUUUUUGUAAAAAUAUUGCUUUCAUUUUUUUUUUAUUUUUUUUUUUUUAUCAAUGACAUUAAAGUUCUUACUGAUUUAA